Molecule: messenger RNA, 3169 nt
Organism: Closterium sp. NIES-67
Lineage: Eukaryota; Viridiplantae; Streptophyta; Zygnematophyceae; Desmidiales; Closteriaceae
Source: the annotation of a GenBank genome assembly
UAGCCUCCCGUGAAGUCAGCCGCCCCCCGUCUUCCCUCACUGACCGCCCAUCUAUUUCGCCCAGCUGGCCUUACGACACGAAGAAAGAGAUACGUAGCUGCAGCAAUCUCUACAUUUCAUGCCCAUCGCACGGGGCGUCAAAUCGUGACUGGUUACAAUCCACGUAGGGCGGCAAGCUGCACGGGUUACUUUUUACGUCGGGACACGGAAGAGUUCGCAGCUUCAGGGACCGAAUCAAUGCGGGUUCUGCGGAUCCUUCGCCGAGGUGAUGAGGCACUCAAGAAUUGAACGGACAUGAUUAUCUAGAAUUUCUCUCCAGCGCACAGGGCACCGUGAAGCACGCCAGUCUCCAUGUGGCGAUAGGCUUCAUGUGCGUCACGUGCGACGAGUACACGUCAGACAUGGCCAAUCCAAGCAUCAGGUGAGUAGAUCCACGUCGAAUGUGUUGCCUGUGGUCGAAAUCAUCAAGGCAUCGACGUCAGCAAGCUGCACCAGCGUGCGCUGUCAUUGUCGGUGCGAAACGUAGCGGUGGAUAAGGUUCCAGAACACGUCGCGUGGCUUGAACCGUUCGAUUGCUUCCCUUGCCACCUCAUUUCGCGUCGUCCACGUGAAUGCGCUGGCAGGGGGAAGCCUCGGUGGGUCAAUCGUAACCACUGCUGACGUUCUAGAAGGAGCGUGGAGCUCCGACGACCGUCCGAUCUAGCUCUACGUAAGCACCUUGUCGGUUCGCUGGCAAAAAGCCUUGCCAGCGGCAAUCGCAGCCUCUGGUGUGGUCCUAAAUCUUGAGCCACGCAAUCCUAGACGGCGUUGGCCUGGCUGUGCGGCCUACGAGCGGAGGGGAAGCAACGCUCUACGGUGGUGUUCCCUCUGCCUGACAGUACAAAUGGCCAGCUGACAGCCAUUUCGUCUUCAAUCACAUUCGAUUAUUUCAGCUCUAGUUGAAUCACUCCCUCGUCGCCGAUCGUCCACUCCUCGUGCUGUAGUGCCUGUGAAACCCCACUAGAACUUCCUCCACGCUCUCUCUGCUGGAUCGUUCCAGCUCCUAAACCUCGCAUCCGAUGGCAUUCUUACACCCGGAAUCCGCUGUGGCAGUGGCUCUUGCUGCUGCCACAUGUUUUGGAGACGCAGCAAGGUACAUCUGGGAUAUUCCCAGCUGGUUACUCUGCUCUCCUGCAAACUCAACCCCAUUUGAAUGGCUGAUGGACUUUACUGCGGCUGAUGAAGCCGAGCUCAGAAAUGGCUCAGCUAAGAGACGCUCGACUCAGCUGCUGCCGCUGCUGCUGGCAGGAUACAGCACGGUGAGCCAAGCCGAGUUCAUUUCUGAGUGGACGGAGGAGGAUGCGGCAUUCUUAAGGAGUGACGCAUCCAAAGCUCGUAUCUCUGCCGAAUCUUCCGAGUGGCUGACGGAAAAGACUCUUGUGAAUCCUGCUGAGUUCAUUUCCGAGUGGACGGCAGAGGAUGACGCUUGUCUAAGAACUGACCAGAUCCGAGCUCGUGCAUCUGCUGAUUCCGACGAGUGGCUUGCCGAAAGCACUCCUGUGAACCCUGAUGAGUUCGUCACGGAGUGGACGUCCGCUGAUGAGGCGUAUUUGACGCAGACGUCUGUCAGGAGCGACAGGCAAAAGCACGGUCUUCGAUCUCAUCUUGGCUUCUCUCGUCUGAGACCUGCUGCUAUGGAUGUUGCUGUUGCUGUAAUGAGUGCUGCGGCCAACAUUGUGAGCGUUGCUGCUGCUGCUGCUGCUGGCGCCGUGAGUGCUGCUGCUGACACCGCUGCUGCUGCUGCCGCAGACGCCAUGGGAACAGUUCCUGGUGCUGUUGGCGUUGUGGCUGCUAUUGCUACUGCUCCUACUCCUGCUACUGCAUCACCAGCAGCAUCAGCAACGAAAUCCUCGCCGUGCAAGCGGGCAGUCAAGCCUGCAGCUUGCAAGCCAGCAGUCAAGCCUGCAGCGUGCAAGCCAGCAGUCAAGUCUGCAGCUUGCAAGCCAGCAGUCAAGGCUGCAGCGUGCAGGUCAGCGGCCAAGCCUGCAGCGUGCAAGCCAGCGGUCAAGCCUGCAGCGUGCAAGCCAGCGGUCAAGCCUGCAGCUUGCAAGCCAGCGGCUAAGCCUGCAGCUUGCAAGCCAGCGGUCAAGCCUGCAGCUUGCAAGCCAGCGGUCAAGCCUGCAGCGUGCAAGCCAGCGGCUAAGCCUGCAGCGUGCAAGCCAGUGGUCAAGCCUGCAGCUUGCAAGCCAGCGGCCAAGCCUGCAGCUUGCAAGCCAGCGGUCAAGCCUGCAGCUUGCAAGCCAGCGGCCAAGCCUGCAGUUUGCAAGCCAGCGGUCAAGCCUGCAGUUUGCAAGCCAGCAGCGAAAUCCGCUGCUACUCCUGCCACUGCCAGCGUUGGUGCUUCUCCUGCUGUUACAUCACCUCUGAGGCGGCCAUCGCAGAAUGGGUUGCAGGGAACAACAGGGGGGAGAAGGGGGAAAUAAGCCAGGCAGUAGCCUCGCAGAAACAAGUGUCUCAGAAAUCUAGGUGGAUGUGAAAGGUACCUAAAUAGGUACUUCGAUUUGUAGUGAAUUCUGUACAUAAUCCUGUAUAGCAUAUAUUUUCCUCGAAAUUUUGAAUUCAAAACUGGUUGGAACAAUGCUGGUUUUGCUGCAUCCAGGCGUACAGCCACACUCACUCCCUGAGUUGAAUAAAGGCUGUAGAAUACAGAAAUUGCUGUCUUCAUAUGCAUUUAUGAUGUGGCGUUCUGAAGCUUGUUUGACAGGUGCGUUAAUUCCUUAACCAGCUGUCAUUCGAGAGUGCUGAGGACCUUAAGUGAUGGGCUGUAAUUUCCCAUUUCCCACGCAUCCGACAUUUUCCCAUUUCCUAUUCAUCUGACCUUUCCCCAUUUCCCGUGCAUCUGACCUUGUCCCAUUUCCCAUGCUUCUGGCCUUUUCCCAUUCUUGUAUCUCUGAUCUGAACUCCCAUCGAUGUGUGGUUAGGAUGAGAUGGGGCGAUGUGUGUGUGGUAUGAGACGAUUCAACGCCGAUGCAUCACUCACACAUCCGGCAUUAUCCACAUCAGACCCGGUUACCUGCCCAUCCAUCAAUAAGCCUUCCUCUAUUCGACACCUAUCCACUGAUGAUUGGGAUGACAUGGGGUGAUGAGUGAUGGGUGGGAUGACAUGGGGUGAUGGGUGGCAUGACAUGGG